Drosophila novamexicana is the source of this 681-nucleotide messenger RNA. Its product is annotated as protein OPI10 homolog. Bases 71 to 661 code for a protein of 196 amino acids. The transcript is spliced from 3 exons. The record is from RefSeq and is a predicted model, not a curated record. Gene Ontology annotation, biological process: protein import into nucleus. Lineage: Eukaryota; Metazoa; Arthropoda; Insecta; Diptera; Drosophilidae. Gene Ontology annotation, molecular function: nuclear import signal receptor activity; Hsp70 protein binding. Gene Ontology annotation, cellular component: nucleus; cytosol.
CUGGCGGCUGUUGACGUGCCUUGUGAUUGUCAAAGGCUUAUUCUAGAAAAAACUAACACAGCCGGCUAAAAUGUUUGGUUUAAUUAUUUCCGGUAGACUGCCCCAAACCGAUUUUGUCGCGGUAGAUGAAAACAAGCUAUUGAUAAACGUGCCAGACAUUGAAGCAGUCAAUUAUGUUGUUAUUUUUUUAACUGGCAUCUCACCCCUGCCCCUGGGCACCGCAGCAGCCAUCUACUUCAGCUGGCCGGACGCGAAUGCAGCACCCACCUGGCAAUAUCUGGGCCACAUAAACAACAACAAGCCAUCAGCGAUAUUUAAAAUAGCCCAGCUUAAGAAGGGCCACGAGCUGGAGACGCAGGCAAACGGCAUGGUUUUUGGCGCCCAGGAAAUCUCGCAUAUAGCACAAAUUGGCAUUUCCAUUGAGCCCGAGUUGACGGUGGCACAGCAAACUCCGGCGGUUUCCAGCGCCAACGAUAAUAAACAAUUUGGCCAGCGCAUGUUGGAGAACUUCUUUAAUUAUGCGUCCAGUUUUUGUGUAGGCGUGCCGGAGAUACCGCCCGCCACAACAGAAACAUUUGUGCCUUUUUCCGUUGUCCAGAACUGGUACACAAACUUCCAGAGGCGCAUGGAGCAGAAUCCCAAUUAUUGGAAGCAGUGUUAAUUGUAUUUAUAUCAUAUCAG